Messenger RNA from Octodon degus (degu), 379 nucleotides. RefSeq names its product coiled-coil domain-containing protein 47-like. Gene Ontology annotation, biological process: endoplasmic reticulum calcium ion homeostasis. The annotation marks the transcript as partial. Gene Ontology annotation, molecular function: calcium ion binding. The transcript is spliced from 4 exons. NCBI's taxonomy places the organism in Eukaryota, Metazoa, Chordata, Mammalia, Rodentia, Octodontidae. Gene Ontology annotation, cellular component: endoplasmic reticulum. The record is from RefSeq and is a predicted model, not a curated record.
CAAAGAAGCCACAAGCACAGGAAAGUUGAACCAGGAGAAUGAGCACAUCUAUAACCUGUGGUGCUCUGGUCGAGUGUGUUGUGAGGGCAUGCUAAUCCAGCUGAGGUUCCUCAAGAGACAAGACUUACUGAAUGUCCUUGCUCGGAUGAUGAGGCCAGUGAGUGAUCAAGUGCAAAUAAAAGUAACCAUGAAUGAUGAAGACAUGGAUACGUAUGUAUUCGCUGUAGGCACACGGAAGGCGUUGGUGCGACUGCAGAAGGAGAUGCAAGAUCUGAGUGAAUUCUGCACUGAUAAACCUAAGUCUGGAGCAAAAUAUGGGCUGCCAGACUCUUUGGCAGUCCUGUCGGAGAUGGGAGAGGUCACAGAGGGAGUGAUGGAU